This is a messenger RNA of Mytilus trossulus (common blue mussel), 1711 nucleotides long. RefSeq lists its product as uncharacterized. The record is from RefSeq and is a predicted model, not a curated record. NCBI's taxonomy places the organism in Eukaryota, Metazoa, Mollusca, Bivalvia, Mytilida, Mytilidae. Bases 297 to 1349 code for a protein of 350 amino acids. The transcript is spliced from 3 exons.
UUGUUCUGUCGCAUGUAUGAAUAUCGCCUCGAGGAUUUAUACCGUCUUCAGAAAUAUUAACGUCUUUAUUUUCGUAUGAAAUUGGCAUGGGCAGUUCUACAACUGCAGCUUGUCAAUAGUGGUAAAAAACGUUAUAAUAUUUAAAAUUUGAUUUAAUUUUUAAGGAAACAUAAAAGGAAACUACAUGAUUAAUCAUAGUGUAAAAAUCGUAUAUCAUAAAUUAAGAUGUACAGUUUGUAAAAAAAUGACAAAUCACUGACGCACAUGUUCACUUUAAACACCAUAAGAGAUUGAAAAUGAAAUAUUACAUCUACAUAUUGUAUGUGGCAAUUUCGAACUGGUUCGGUGAAGUUAAAGGACAUGGUCGACUGAUUGAUCCGCCAUCCAGAUCCAGCAUGUGGCGAUAUGGAUAUAACAAUCCACCAAAUUAUAAUGAUAAUCAACUCUAUUGUGGCGGAGCUCAAGUGCAAUAUGAUAUGAACAAUGGUAAGUGCGGAGUGUGUGGAGAUCCCUGGCCAGGACCACGUGACAAUGAAGAAGGCGGGAAAUAUGCAAAUGGAAUAAUUGCAAAAACAUACGAUACAGGAGAAGAAAUUUCAGUAACAGUGGAACUAACUGCAAGCCACAAAGGUUAUUUCCAAUUCAAAUUGUGUCCGAGAAAUGAUCCAAUGCAGAAAACAACCCAAAAGUGUCUAGAUAAUUAUGUCUUGGAACUCGCAGACGGAAGUGGCAAUAGGUAUUACAUUCCGAACAAAAAUGGCUACCAAACAUUAGUUGUCAAACUGCGUCUCCCACAAAAUGUGAAAUGUCGUGACUGCACAUUUCAAUGGAAAUAUAAUGCGGGAAAUAGCUGGGGCGUUGAUUCAAGUGGUAGAGGAUGUUUGGGUUGUGGAAAUCAAGAACAAUUUUAUGGAUGUGCAGAUAUUGCAAUUGGGUACGAUGAUAUUGAAGAGGGUGACUCCUUAAUCACGGGAGAUAACUAUAAAAAGAAAAACUACAUUCCCCCUCCUCCUGUUAUCCAAGAAAAGGAACAAUCACAAGAAACAAAUACCAAUACAAAUACAAACUGGGACAAUGAUGACACACCGACUAGUUUUUGGGACUCUCUAGUAAGCCAUACAGAUAAGGGAGGUGAAGUGUCACUAUUAGAGGAAUUUAACAAACUACAACGAAAGUUCAAAAACAAAAACAUUAGGCCAUGCGUGUGUCAUAGCUGUGUAGGUAAUACUUGCGUGUGCGAAUGUCUCCCUAUGUCACGAGCAGACAGCUUUAUAUCCGACGGUGUCAGCUCUUGGCUUGUGUAUAUUUUAAGUGUUCUAUCAUGCUUAAUACCAAUUAUUUUGAUUUGAUUUAAUUCAAAUUAUUAUGUCUCAUCUUUUUUGUGACUUUAAAGUUACAAGAUACACGUCUGUGAUACAUAGCGUUUAUGAAAGACAAAAUUACACAAAGCGCUAUGCUUAAUUUUUUGUCUCAAAAUGCUGAACACAGUUUUUAGUGCCAUUAACAAUGAAGGAAUCCGUAGAUAGGAUUUGCUGCUACAUGCUCUUAUAUGCACAUUUCGAGUGGAGAAUGUGUUGCAAGACAAUUGAACACGGAGUUUAUAAAGGAACACAUUCUUUUACUGUUUUACAGUUUAUUUGACUUGUUUAAGCCCAAAAUAAAAGUGCUGAUAAAUCAUUUUGCUUUAGACUCAAUAAAAAUGAAUCUAUUA